CGGCGACACCGGGGGGACACUGGGGGACACCGCGGGGCACCGGGGACACCGCGGGGUGGCAGAGACACCGGGGUAGCCCCGCGGAGGGGCCGGCGGGCCGCGGGAGGUGGCGGAGAAUUCCCGGACGAUGCCCCCCGGCCGCUGAAAUUGGGGACAGCGACAUCGCCGGACGGCGCAGGGGACAGAUGGCGACAGCCGGCAAGGGCAGCAAGGGGAAGGGGACAGCAGUGCGCUUCACCCCCGAGGGGACGCAGGGCCACCACCAGGAGGGGACACAGGGCCACGUCCACUUCCAGGAGCAGCUGCACGACUCGGCCGUGAUGGUGACACAGGACAAGGACGGCCACUUCCUGGUCAAGGUGGGAUUCCUGAAGAUCCUGCACAAGUACGAGAUCACCUUCGUGCUGCCCCCCGUGCCGAGCCUGGGGAAGGACAUUUGUCCCCUCCCUGUCCCCAACCCCAACCUGCGCAUCAUCAGCGUCACCUCCCUGCCGGAAGGUACCGUGUCCCCUCCUCGUCCCCAACGUCCCCAUCCUGUCCCCGGCCCUUUCCCAAAGGGGGCGAGGCCACACCCAGGUGUCCCCUCAGUGGCUGGGGGAGGUGACAAUUCCUUGUCCUCAGGGACAUCCUCGGUGUCCCCAAAUUCCCUUAUUUUGUUGUUGUUGGGAUUUUUCUUUCCCGGGGGCUCCAGACCCUGACAGGGGACAGGGACA
Molecule: messenger RNA, 713 nt
Organism: Serinus canaria (Common canary)
Lineage: Eukaryota; Metazoa; Chordata; Aves; Passeriformes; Fringillidae
Gene: ADISSP
Product: adipose secreted signaling protein
Exons: 4
Coding region: 186-698 (170 amino acids)
Source: RefSeq, a predicted model, not a curated record